This is a messenger RNA of Penicillium roqueforti, 3798 nucleotides long. RefSeq lists its product as uncharacterized. The transcript has 4 exons. The coding region runs from base 1 to 3798 and encodes 1265 amino acids. Lineage: Eukaryota; Fungi; Ascomycota; Eurotiomycetes; Eurotiales; Aspergillaceae. Gene Ontology annotation, biological process: protein transport. The record is from RefSeq and is a predicted model, not a curated record.
AUGGUAGUGAAAGGGAAUGAAGUGACGGAUGUCACGACCAAAGCAAAGGGCCGAAUGGAUCUUGAAAAGCCACGGAGAAAGGGCUUCGUCCGAUGGACAAUCGGACUUAUCGUGAGGCUAUGUAUCUGGUACGCACUCUUGACGCCAUUUUUCAGGUGCCCAACCCAUCUCGAAGACCUCACAGAGACAUCACCUCGAGUCUGCAAGCCCUACCUGAUUGCUCGUUCACACGUGGAACCUUAUGUGACGCCAUAUUAUGAUAUUUAUGCGGCGCCUUACGUUGAUCAAGCCCGGCCUUACGUGAAAGUUUUUAAUCAGCGAGUUUAUACCCCUGCAUCAAAAUUUACCAAAUCAGGAUAUGAGAAGUAUGGAGCGCCGACAUUGAAGCAAGCUCAGGCAUAUGGGAUUGAGCAAUGGGAACAUCAAGUCUCACCAAGACUACGGACUGCUCAAAAUAAGGUUCACCAGGUUUACUUAGCCAAGAUUGAUCCCCACGUCCAGCAAAGCGUUGAUGUUGUCUCUCCAUACUGCCAAUGGGCCAGCACCGUUGUGCUCAAUGUCUAUCAGGGCCAACUGGUCCCUUUCUACGCGCGUUCAAAACCUUUCAUCGGGAAAGUUUACUCCACCGGCCAGGGUAUUUUGGCAACCCAUGUCAUGCCCGGGGCGCAGUAUACCUGGUCAUCCGCGAUCUACUUUGCUAACAGCUCACUAUGGCCUCACGUUACUGGUCUUUACUCUGAACAAGUGGAGCCCCAGCUCGUCAAGAUUGGGCAGCGAUUGGCAAGCUACAGGGAGGGCAAGCGACUUCGCGCUGUCAUAGAGGACGUGGAUAGUAGCUCAACAGUCCAGCCCGUUAGCUCUUUGACUACCAAGUCACAAGAACAAAUCCACACUUCGACCACUAUGACUUCAACCUUCACGCCCCAGGCUUCCGUCCAACCCACUCUAACUCCUACCGAGCAAGCCCAGCAAGUCCGCGAGGAGAUAGAUUCGGACCUUUGGCGGUGGCAGGAAAGAUUUUCUCUCGCGGCCGAUAAAGGUAUUGAAGACCUUGAGGGACGUAUUGGGGAGAUCGUGUCCGCCCUGGUUGCAAGCAGCGCGAACACCCAUGGCCAGAGCCUUUCUACCGCUCUUCAGUCGGUUUCAGCCGAGCAGAUUUCCUCCAUGAAACAACGCAUCAAUGAACUUGCGGGUUCAAUGCCAGAGGUGGACGCCCCGGAGAUCGAGAAGUCUACUAGCGACUUGCUGAUUCGGGAAAUCCGAACUUCUGCUAUCUCUGUGAGAGAUCGCGCCCAUGCACUCCGAGAGUGGUCUAUCUCGUUCGAGGACGAACUCGUUCGCCGAGUCACUGCUGCUGUCAAUUCGACAAUAGAUGUUCUCGACAGCAUUCGCAAUCUAGGCUUACAAGAAAUUGGCAUGCGCUGGGCGUGGAUGGAUGGUGUCACAUACAAGGAUUGGGCAAAGUACCAUGCCCUCAAAGCCCAACUCGAGGAAUGGCGUAACGACAUCCGAAAUGUCGGCAUGAACCACAAAUCCGUAUCUGACGCCAGAGCCGUGGCGAGUGAUAUCUUAGAUCAAGGCAUGCAUGAAGCCGAACAAGCUGCCAGGGAACUUGUUCGGUUAAAGGAUGUUGGGAUCUGGAAGAUCGCGGCUCGUGAAGUAAGCGAUCAUUUUGAAACUCGCACCGAAGCCCCGCCAACAAGGCCCAAGGCCCAAGAAGAGACCGAGGAAUCUGACGAAGAAGCUGCCAAGAUGGUUUUCGGUAACGAUGAGUCUUCCGAAGAGGUGGCAACACCAAUAUCGGAUGACGCUUACGAGGAAACCCCCUUUACCGAUGAGCCUUCCGCGGCUGUCAAUGCUGAAGCGGACUUUGAUGGCGUUAACGAGUCUGUUAUGGACGAUGAUAUUGUGGUGGAAAACCAGCCCUCCGCAAGACCCGCCUUUGGUGUUGCGGCUGCAGAUGCAAAUUUGCAUCAAGCGCCUAUCCUAGAUGAUGAGAGCCACAAUGUCCAGGACAGUCUGGCAAGUAAGGUUGGCGAUACCUACGCCGGGGCCAGCGAUGCUGUUAGCGAAGCUGUCUAUGGUGCAUCGACGACCAACGGAGUCGGUGAGAAGGUAGCAUCAUUGGCCAGUGAACAGUACUCUGUUGCUUGGUCCGCCGCCUCUACCGUUAUCCAUGGCACCCCUCUCAGCCCUGUCGAAAAGGUUUACAGCGACGGCUCUGAGAAAUAUAGCGAUGCUGUAGCCGCUGCGUCGUCCGUCAUCUACGGCACCCCAACACCGGUUGUCCAAUCUUUGAUGGACGGAGCCAGCUCAACAUUUGCUGAUUCCACACAUCAGGCUAAAGUACUCUAUGAGAUCGCGAAGUCUCAAGUUCUUAGCCGAAUAGCCGAAUCUAGCGCUCCUGUUCAUGUCCAGAUUCUCGCUUCCAUAGAGUCGGCCUAUUCCGGGUCUCUAAAAUACGCCACAGAUGAGCUGGAAUCGAAGCUCCGCAGUGUUCGUGCUACCCCGACACCAUCCAACGUCGGACCUCUGGCCCAUAUCUCAUCCAUUGCGUCUUCCCGGCUAAGCCAUGGACUCAGCUUAGCAUCUGAACAAUUAGCUCGAGUGCAGCCACCAGCGACAACAGCCAGUAUUCCUCAGGGCGGUCUCGAGCCAUUCGUCCUUGAUGCGCAGCGUCGCUACUACGAGGCAGUCGGGUUGGCCCAUGACCACUACUCUGUCUUUGUCUCUACGGCAUCCGAGGCGGUCUAUGGUUCUCCAACCCCCACACCAGCCGGAAGCUCUAAGGGGAUCAUUGAGGAAGCAGGAUCUCAAUACGAGCAUGUGUCCUCGUUAGUUUCUGCCAGCCUUGCCGCUGUCGUCGCAUCUGCAAGCUCGGUCAUGUCUUCCGCAGAUGGCGGCAAAGCACAAAGUAUUGUUGAAGAUGCUUCAUCCCGAUACAAUGCUGCCCUCUCUGCGGCUUCUUCGUCUCUCUCUGUGGCUUCCAUUUCCGCUAGCUCUGUCAUCCACGGAACCUCCACGGGCCCUGUAGAGUCCCUUUAUAGCCAAGUACCUGAAAAAUGGGAAAGCCUCAUCUCGAAAGCCAGUGAGCAGAUUUAUGGUGCGCCAACGCCGUUUCUGCAGCAAGUGGUGAAUAAUGGGCGUCCGCAGUUUGAGGCAGUCCAAGGGCUUGUCUCUGAACUGAUUGCGGGCAAGCAACCUUCAUAUACGGAGAGUGUGCUGAGCAAACUGAGAGCCGCAUAUGAGACGCCGUACCCGGCUGUCGCUUUCUCGUCUGCCUCUAGCUACGUUAAUGAGGCUUAUGGAUCUGCGUCCUCCGUCGCUGCUUCUGUUAUUUCAGAAGCCCCGAGCGUAGAGGACAUCAUACAACACGCGAAUAACCAACUCCGUGCUGCUGUCGAAACCGCCAGCGUUGGUAUCUACGGAACCCCCAAGGGUUCCUACGAGAAAGCCACUGAUGCCGCAGCUGAUGCGUACUCAACAGCAUCGGCUCAGAUCAUUAGCGCAGUUUACGGCAAGGAAUCGAGUUACCUCGAUGUCGCUAAGGAUGCCAUUGAGAAUAUUCAAUCUACAGCCAGCGCUGCUAUCUACGGCAAGGAACCCAGCGCAGUGGAGAGUGCAGCUAUUCGUCUCGCUAGAGCCAAAAAGGACGCCAUGUCUCAGCUGGCUGAUCUAGCCGCCAAUCUACCGGCUAGCAACGUUAUCUUCGAGGCAGUCGAGACCGCCACAGCCCACCUUAAAGAUACAACAAGCAGCAUCAAGAGUUCCGCAGUUUCAGUCAAAGAUGAACUUUGA